AAUAAUGAUAUCAAUAGUCUGGGCUGUCUACUUUUGAAACCUGUGUGCUUUACUGGGUUUUGCUGUGCGAUGCUUUUCAUCUGUCAGUCAGAGUCUUUAUUCUCAUCUUGAGCUUCCAGCGACACAGAGAGGAGAGAGGAGAGAGGAGAGGAGUCUGCUGCUGCUGCUGCUGCUGUCUGAGGCUGCAGGAUCUGAUCUGUCCUACAUCUCGUCUUAUGAUGAUUGCGGCGGCGUUUUUGGUCCUGUUGAGGCCGUACAGCAUCCAAUGCGUGCUGCUGCUGUUGUUGCUUUUGCUCGGGACUAUUGCGACUAUUUUGUUUUUCUGCUGCUGGCAUCGCAGGCUUCGUGAUGGAAAGCAUCCAAUAAAAUCAGUCCUAUCCGGACGCACCAGGAGCCGAGUGGGCCUUCGGUCACAUCAUUUUCGAUCAGAGGGCUUCAGGCACAGUCCACGUCACGCCAGAAGGAGCAUACAUGCUAGAGUGACAGAGGAAAAACCCAAUCUGGUUGAGAUCCCUGAAAGCGAACCUGAUUCAUCAUCGACUCUAAGAAAACGCAAAGUGAAGAAGAGAGUCCUGCCAGAAUUUUACCAGUCUGUACAAGUCACCCCAACACGCAAACCUAGCUCCAGCUCGGGAAAUCCUUCCCUGCACUGCUCCACCAUGUCUUCCUCGCAGGAUUUCUCAGACGAGGAUGACUACAGUGUAAAGUCCGGGUCUGCAUCACCUGCACCCGGAGACACUUUACCCUGGAACCUGCCCAGGCAUGAGAGGUCCAAGAGGAAGAUACAGGGAGGAUCCGUGCUGGAUCCGGCCGAGAGAGCCGUGCUCCGGAUCGCAGAUGAAAGAGACAGAGUGCAGAAGAAGACCUUUACAAAAUGGAUAAACCAGCAUCUGAUGAAGGUACGGAAACAUAUAAAUGACCUGUAUGAAGACUUACGAGAUGGACAUAACCUGAUCUCACUGCUGGAGGUUUUGUCCGGAGACACAUUGCCAAGGGAGCGUGAUUUUCUGAAGACAUUGCGGUUGGUGAGUGGGACAGAGGCAUGUGAAGUUGAGCAGCAUGGAGACACGGUGGAUGGUGAUGGUGAUGAUGAUAAGGGGCCUCGGGAGAGAGGGAGGAUGCGCUUCCACAGACUCCAGAAUGUACAAAUAGCACUGGAUUAUUUAAAGAGGCGGCAGGUCAAACUUGUAAAUAUCAGGAAUGACGACAUCACAGACGGCAACCCAAAACUGACCCUGGGAUUGAUCUGGACCAUAAUUCUGCACUUUCAGAUCUCGGAGAUUGGGGGGUCCGAGGACAUGACCGCCAAGGAGCGGCUACUGUUCUGGUCCAGGCAGAUGACAGACGGCUACGUAGGCGUACGAUGUGACAACUUCACAACCUCUUGGAGGGAUGGGAGGCUAUUUAACGCCAUCAUUCAUAAAUACAGGCCAGACCUGGUCGACAUGAGCCGUGUGUCGACACAGGCCAACAGGUCAAAUUUAGAGCACGCGUUUGGUGCAGCUGAACAUCUGGGGGUGGCAAGACUGCUGGACCCCGAGGACGUAGACGUUCACUCACCCGAUGAAAAAUCCGUCAUCACAUACGUCUCAACGCUGUACGACGCUUUCCCCAAAGUACCUGAUGGCGUUGAUGGAAUCAGCCCUAAUGAUGUUGAUAUCAAAUGGGUGGAGUACCAGAACAUGAUCAAAUACCUCAGCCAGUGGAUCAAACACAAUGUGGCCAUAAUGUCCGAUAGAUCAUUCCCCAACAACCCUGUGGAACUCAAGGCACUUUAUACACAGUAUCUGCAGUUUAAAGAACACGACAUCCCGCUGAAAGAGAACGAGAAGACAAAAAUACAGGAUCUUUACAAAAUGCUCGAGAUGUGGAUCGAGUUUGGACGCAUUCAGUUACCCCAGGGUCACCACCCUAAUGAUGUGGAGAAGGAGUGGGGUAAAUUAAUUGUUGCCAUGCUGGAAAGAGAGAAGAGCCUGAGGCCUGAGGUGGAAAGGCUUGAAAUGCUGCAGCAGAUUGCCAACAGGGUCCAGCGGGACUGUGUCAACGGAGAAGACAAGCUGGCGUUGGCAAGAAUCGCCCUCCAGUCUGAUGCAAAACGUCUCGAGUCUGGUAUUCAGUUCCUACAUGAAGCUGAGAUCGCCGGCUACCUUUUGGAGUGUGAGAAUAUCCUCAGACAACAAGUGAUGGACAUCCAAGUUCUUCUGGAUGGGAAAUUCCCCUUUGCAGAUCAACUUGUCCAAAGGGUGUCAAAACUCCGGGACGACCUCCUAUCCCUGAGAGCAGAGUGUUCUUCCGUGUACAGCAAAGGUCGCACCCUGACGACAGAACAAACCAAAAUGAUGAUCUCGGGCAUCACGCAAAGCCUGAACUCCGGCUUCUCUCAGAACAUCAACACAAGCCUGUCACCAGCCCUUACUCCUGCACUCACCCCGGGGGGGUUAGGUACCCCCGGGUCCACGUUCACCUCUAGCCUUUCACCGUGCCUCACCCCGUCCUAUACCCCUGCCUUGACGCCCGGUCUGCAGCCCGCUUCGGUCCAGAGCUACAUGGGGAGUGGCGGCGGCAUGGACCCAGGCAGCCUCAGGCAAUUGAAACACAUGCAGAUCCGAAAGCCCUUACAGAAGUCCUCACUGGCAGACCCCAAUAUGACAGAGGAGGAGGUCAACAUGAAGUUUGUUCAGGACCUCCUGAGCUGGGUGGAAGAGAUGCAGAUGCAGCUGGACCGUUCAGAGUGGGGAUCUGAUUUGCCAAGCGUGGAAACGCAUUUAGAGAACCACAAAAGUGUACAUAGAGCCAUUGAAGAAUUUCAAAUGAGUCUUAAAGAUGCCAAACUGAGUGAGAUUCAGAUGAACAUGCCCCUGAAACUAACCUAUUCAGACAAACUGAACAAGCUAGAAAAGCAGUAUGAAAAGCUGUUGAGCUGUUCAAGAGAGCGACAGAGCCACCUGGAAAGCCUGCAUGACUUUGUGUCGCAGGCAACUCAGGAGCUCAUCUGGCUGAACGAGAAGGAGGAGGAGGAGGUCGCCUUUGACUGGAGCGAUCGCAACGCCAACAUCUCCAAGAAAAGAGACUACCACGCUGACCUGAUGAGGGAGCUGGAUGAAAAGGAGGAAGUGAUCAAGUCUGUGCAGGACAAGGCAGAGCGCCUUAUGCUCAAGAACCACCCAGCCAGGCCCUCUAUUGAAGCGUACAGGGCUGCCAUGCAGACGCAGUGGAGCUGGAUUUUACAGCUCUGCUCAUGUGUCGAACAGCAUCUCAAAGAGAAUGCUGUUUAUUUUGAGUUUUUCACUGAUGCCAAAGAGUCUAAGGACUACCUAAAGAGCCUGCAAGACGCCAUUCAAAGAAAAUACAGCUGUGAUCGAACGAGCAGCCUACACAGACUGGAGGAUCUCAUCCAGGAGUCAAUGGAUGAGAAAGAACAGCUUCUCCAGUACCGCAGCACUAUCGCUGGGUUAGUGGGCAGGGCCAAGAAUAUCGUGCAGCUCAAGCCCAGGAACCCUGAAAGCCCCGUGAGAUCCUCCAUCCCCGUCAAAGCCAUCUGUGAUUAUCGCCAGAUAGAGAUUACCAUUUAUAAAGAGGAUGAGUGCGUACUGGCCAGUAACUCUCACCGGGCCAAGUGGAAAGUCAUCAACCCAGCGGGAAACGAGGCCAUGGUGCCAUCUGUCUGUUUCACUGUGCCUCCGCCCAACAAAGAGGCUGUUGACGAGGCUACGAGAACUGAGCAGUUAUAUCAGAACGUCCUGGCCCUCUGGCACCACUCCCACGUCAACAUGAAGAGUGUGGUGUCUUGGCAUUAUCUAAUGGAUGAUAUACGAGCCAUCCGCAACUGGAAUGUGGCCUCAAUAAAGACCAUGCUACCAGGUGAGCAUCAGCAGGUCUUGAGCAACCUUCAGUCCCACUUCGACGAGUUCCUCGAAGACAGCGAGGAGUCCGAGGUGUUCACGGUGGCGGACUGUGCCCAGCAAGAGAGAGACGUUGCGGCCUGUAAGGAGUACUACCAGGAACUGCUCAGAUCAGCAGAAAGAGAGGAACACGAAGAGUCGGUGUACAACCAUUACAUCUCAGAAAUACGCAACUUCCGGAUGCAUCUGGAGGCCCAUGAAGAACACCUGAUCAGGCAGCUCCGCACGCCGCUGGAGAGAGACGACCUGGAGCAGAGUCUGCAGCGCAUCACAGACCACGAGAAGAAGACAGCAGAGAUGAACAAACUGAAGGAUGACCUCGACGUUAUGAAGGAGAAGUGUGAGCUGUUCCUCAGACAGGCUGCAGGUUCUCCUUCUGUGCCGACGCUUUCCUCUGAACUCACCGUCAUCGUUCAGAGCAUGAGCCAAGUGUACUCCAUGUCUUCCAUUUAUAUGGACAAACUGAAAACAGUGAGCUUAGUGGUGAGGCACAGCCAGAGUGCAGAGACGCUAGUUAAGGCUUACGAAUCCAAACUCUACGAGGAAGAUGCUAUGAACUCUGACGUCAAGUCCAUUGAGACUGUCAUUUCAACACUUAAGCAAUGGCGGACAGAGAUCGACGAGAAGCAGGAGGUGUUCCACGACAUGGAGGACGAGCUGCAGAAAGCACGAGUCAUCAGCGACCGCAUGUUUAAGACGCACAACGAGCGUGACUUUGACCUCGACUGGCACAAGGAGAAAGCUGACCAGCUGAGCGAGAGAUGGCAGAACAUCCACUCCCAGAUUGAUAGCAGGCUUCGGGACCUGGAUGGUAUCAGCAAAUCUCUGAAACACUACAGAGACUCCUACAGUAGUCUUGAUGAAUGGGUUAGAGAAAUGGAAGUAGCACAGCUGAAGGCCCAAGAAAACAAACCUGAAGAUAGCAAGGCCCUGGCUGAGCUGUUAAACAAGCAGAAGGUCCUUGUUGCUGAAAUUGAACAAAAACAGAGCAGAAUUGAUGAGUGUCAGAAGCACUCAGAGCAAUACUCAUCUGCCAUUAAGGAUUAUGAACUCCAGCUGAUGACCUUCAGAGCGAUGGUCGACUCCCAACUCAAAUCCCCUCUGAAGAAACGGAGGAUGCAGAGCUGCUCUGACGCCAUACAGCAGGAGUUUAUGGAUCUCCGAACCCGCUACACUGCUCUGGUGACUCUCAUGACACAGUAUGUGAAGUUUGCCAGUGAAACGUUGAAGAGAACUGAAGACGAGGAGAGAUCUGUUGAUGAGGAGAAGAGAGAGCACGGUGAUAAAGUUAGCAAACUAUUGCACUGGAUGUCCAAUGUGAAGCAGACCCCGAACAAUGAUGGGAAUGCUCAGAAAGAUAGCAAUGCCAACACAGACGCUUCUAAUAAGCCCCAGGUGUCAGUCGAGGAAAUGGUCACUAAGAAGGAACAAAUUGCAGAAGCACUGAGAUCCACGCAGAUGAUGCUGAACAAACACAGUGACAAAAUGACGGAGGAGGAAAGAGAAAAGGCCCAGGAGCAGCUGAAGGCGCUCAAUCAGGCCUACAGUGAACUCUCCCAGAGCUGUUCAGAUCAGACGACCUCUGCAGAAGAGGAUUUAAAAUCCAGUGAUGCAGGGCGUGGGAUUGGACCCAUGAUUGCUCUCCCAGAGGCCCAACCUUUGACCUCCAACGUCUUUCAGUCUGAGCCGUAUGUCUGUCUGGACGGGGACGAUGCUCUAGAGCAAGAUCUCCUUUAUAAAUCCACCCUGAACCACUUGCCAAACAAAACAAGCGAGUGCACACAGAGUUCACGCGUCUCUUCUGCGUCGCUCUCUGACAUAGCAGCAGCUAGGGAAGGGGCCGCGACGUGUGAAGAGCCGAUCAUCAAGAUGAUAGAGGUCAAAGAAGUCAGUGAUGGAUUAACUGUGUGCUACACCGGGGACACGCUGACCCUGGAGAGAGCUCUUCAGUGUGGUUCAAUAUCUCCUUCUGUCUAUGUGGAGGUUCUUCAGAGACAAAACACCUGCCAGGAUAUGAUGAAUCCCAACGCUGCUGAGACAGAGCCUGUGCAGGUCAAUAGACUGAUAUUAGAGUGCCUCAGCAGAAAUAAAUCACUGACAUCGGGGAGGGGUAUCAACACUUUGAGGUGUGAGGGUUUAAGUGAUCAGGAGUCGAUGUCAGAGGAUGUUAUGAGUAACAGGCUGAAGGUGGAUGCAGCUGUUCAGUGUGAUCUGAUGAGCUCCAGCAGCACACUCAUUGUGCUUGAAAACCAGCAGCAGUUUAUAGGACUCGUGUUCUCUCCUUGUGGGGAAACUGUGUCCACCUCAUUCCAGUAUGACCACCAACAAAUCACCACUGAGGAGUUUACCAGCACGCUGUUCACUAACCACGAAAAGAUAGCAGCUUUUUACAUUCCAGAAUUUUCCGAGGUGGUAGACAUCGCCUUCGCUGUUCACGAUGGUUUCAUUGACACUUAUACAGCAGAGGUUUUGAAAUCUAUAGAGAUCCCUGAUGUGUUUCCUGAUGCUGAUCACCUUAAUGACAAGUUUUCAUCUUGGCUCAUGUACAAAAAACUCAUAGUAGAUGGAUGCCAUCAUGCCGCAGCUUGCUUAGAGGUUGAUAACAUCCCGACUCAUACAGAGGCAAAGCAGUUAUUCAUCUCCUACUUAAUGCUGAACAGCUACAUAGAUCCUGAGUCAGGACAGAGGGUCCUGAUACUCGAUAAGCAGCUGAGUAAAAUGGUUAAAAUGUUUCUUGGAGAUUCAAUAUUUUCUGGAAACACAGAGAAAAAUGUGACUUCUCUAACUUUAAAUGUUGGCGAUCUUUCAGAACAGAUGGAUUUAGAGACGCCGCUGCACAUAAAUGAGGAAACGGAGGAGUCGAUGAAAUACACGCAACACACAUUUGAUCCUCAUGAUUUUGUUUCCUCGGCCGAUGGAAGAAUUAGCUUUGAUGAAGAAACAUAUGCAAAUGAUGAGGAUGUAGUACUGGAAUUUUUAGGAGAUGAUGACAUUGACAUGGAUACCGCAGAGCCUAAUGUAGCAGAGGAAAACAUGUGUCAAAGCAACAAAGAGUCAGAUGAAUGUGAAGAGAGAAUUUGUGGAAGUCGUUUCCAAAUUGAUGUUGAAGGUGUUGAUAGUGACGGCCUUGAUAUUCCAACUAUUCCAGUGACGUCAGUCCUUCAAACGUUUUGCUCUGAGAACAGAACAAAUGUUGGCUCACCGUCCAGGAUGUUUGACACUGAGUGUUCAUUAAAAUCCAGCUGUCAAACAGUAUCAUAUUCUGAAUCACUUUGUAGUGAAUCAGAAGUCACUUUGUCACUUUGUAGUGAAUCAGAAGGGACAGAUAUUACACAAGAUGAGUUUUUACGCUCUGUGUUGGAGGGUGAAAAUGAGCAAGAUUAUGCUGCUUAUCUUCUGAAAGCACAAAUGGAGGAAGAAGACAUCUUAGAUGUCCCCUCUGGGAGUCGUUACGACCUGGAAGCAGCUCUCAGUAAGGGCCUAGUUGACGAGACGACAGUGAUGGAGCUGCUUGACCGAGAGUCAGAUGAAAAAGGAAGUGUUGUAGGAGAUGAGGAUGAUAUAGUGUCUGUUUUAAAACAGACGGUGACAGGUGAACCUUCAAAUAUUGCUCUACGUAUCAUGGAACAGCAGAGCCUGUUGAUGUCUGGUUGCACCAUUAGUAUCAGUGAGUCAUCGCACUCUGUUGAUUUAGGCCCCGGAGCCAGCAGCUACCCCGAAGAAAACUGCACUCACUCCAUCUCUGAUGAUCAUAAUCUGUGUUUAAUUAUUAAUAAGGAGUCUGACAACACGCAGACUGAGAGGAAGGUUGCUGUCAUGGUGCUUGAUCUGACUAAUGAGGCGGCUAAUACAGAGAUGGAGAAUAGAGAUGCAGAAGUAGACUGUGAGACAACAGGAAAUGUAGGAGAGAUGAGUAAUGAUCUCCAUCAUCAUUCCCCUCCUUCAGUUAGUGGUCACGAGUCUCCGAUGAUCUCAUGGAGUCAGGUUACUGCAGAGUGUGUGCAUCACAUUGACAAUUUACCGGCUGAAGACAGUGACUCACAGGGUGUAAUCAAUAACCAGCAGACAGAUAUGGCUGUUGUGAUAGGAAACGCUGCUCCAACCACCCAGUUACGUCCAACUAGCUUGAGUGACAGAACCUCCGGCACUGAUCCAGGUAGCCAGACUCAAUACGCCACUUCUAUUAAUCACGCCAAAUCCGACAGCCCACCCAUUGAUGAUGAUCUUUUCAUUCCCCAAGUGGGAAGUGAGAAAGUAGACGUGUCCUCAUCGCUCUGCAGUAUUUUAUCUGAGGAAAGUAGAAUGGAGAGCGACACGAGUGCAGUUCAGUCACCUUUGGACAGCGAGCCAACUCCAAGUAUAGAUUACUCAUCGCCCAGAGAUUUGGGUGAAAGUGCAGUCAUCUCAGAGUCCAGGGGUUAUGGUAACCAUGACAACAACAUCACAGAAGAUGGCAGCAUAAUGACAUCACCUCAGCGAGCAGCACUUCAUUCAGACAGUGAUUUUAGUGUUGGAUCUGAGCCCAGCUGCUCUCACAAUGGUCAGCUUGUUGGCAGUGAGAGAUCUCCACAGUCAGCCGUUGUUUCCGAUGAAGUCACCGCAACAACUGCUAUCAAUCUGAAGUGUUUCGAUGUAGAAGAUUCACAACACUACGCUCUAACUACCACCAGCAUAGUUUCUCUUGAAACAGGUGAAGAUUUGUCAGGCUCACAGCACAGCGCUGCAGAGGAUGUUGUGUUAAGCAUGGACAGUAUUUCCCCAGAGAGGCAACAUGAGGACAUUUUCACUGUCUCUGUGUCAAGAAAUGCACAGACAGCGAGUGAUAAAGAAAACGCAGAUAUUGGCGGAAAUAGCUUUGUGUCAGGACAGUCUGAAACUAUAAUGGGAGCAGGGUUCGGAUCGGAUAUUCUACCAGAGGAAAAAACAUUAGAUAUGUGUGCUUCUAAGCAUCUCCAGGUAGAUACUGAUUCCCUGUCAGACAGCUGCAUUGCAUCUGAUGCUCCCUCUUCAGUGUUUUCUAAUUCUGUAAGGACAUAUGUAGAUGACGGAGGGGAAGUGUUCAUAAAGGGGCCUGAUGUCAGUGAUUUACAAAAGGCACAAACUGGAGACAAUGAAAGCACCAUUGCUGUAGUUCAGGAUACUCCACAACCUUUAGACGAAGGUGGUUUUAACGAGAGAGUUUCCCCUCGUGGACUCAUAGAGAGCAGUCACCCGGACCUUCUCAUGGAUUUGAUGAAACAAAACGCCCUCAGUUUGAACAGCAAAGAAAUGGGAAACUCAGAACUGAUAAUGCAGGAAGAGAAAGACGGCGAAAAGACGGAGCAGUCUCCAAAUAUCCAGAUGCAACUUCUGCAAGUUCUUAAGACUGUUUCCUCGAGCCAAGACCUUUCAAUGCUUCAGGAGGUGAUGGACACUCUGAACAGCGCUCUAGGGGGAGACUCUCUGGGGGGAGACUCUCUGAGGGGAGACUCUCUGAGGGGUGACUCUAUGCAGGGUGACUGUCUGAGGGGUGACUGUCUGGAGGAGCGGUGGCACACACUGGAGAGCAUCAAGGAGGAGAGCUCAGAGGGAGAAGAUGACGGGUUGGCAGAAGAUGCCUCGGGUCUCUGUCGCUCCGCUGCAGACUGUCACCAACCGUCUCCUCUGUUGUCUGGCAGCUCAGAUGCCUGCAAAGUCAAGGAGGUCAAAAAUAAGCUGUUCUCCAUCCAGGAUUAUUUGGAGAGCGUCGGGAGGCUGCAGGAUCAUGCUGAUGUUUUAGAAGAUGUCAGAAAAGACCUUUUAAUCCAGGCACCCAUGGGCAACAACAUGGAAGAACUGCAGAUCCAAAUAGAGGAUUUCCAGGGUCUGGAGUCCCAAGUUUCUCGACUGGCUGGUGUUAUGACAGCAGAUAUGGAGAAAGCCAAACAGCUCUUAAAUUCUGCACAUGAGAACAUCCCCAAACAAAUCCACCAAGAUCUGGCCUCAACGUAUCUGGAUUUAGAGCCAAAUUUCACCGCUGUUACCCAAAUGUGUGCAGAAAGGAGUCACUCCCUGAUUCAAGCAAUGGAAACAGGAAAGGUACAUUUGGAAUCAACGUACCAGAAACAUCUAAGUGAUCUUGAUGAAAUAGUGGGCCUCAUCCAGAACAACGCAGACAUGUGCGACGUGGAUUUGAACCCAUGUGAUGUGGACGCACUGAAACAUUUGAUUCAGCAGAACAAGGACACGGAGAGCAGUCUGCUAAAAGAAGCCAGGCUCAAGUUAGAGGAUGUCACAUUCGAUAUCCAGUGCUUUAUCUCUGAGCACGCUCAGUUUCUGAGUCCGGCUCAGAGCAGCUACCUCCUCAAGCUCCUCAGCAGCACACAGCGAGCGUUCAGGGACCAGACAGAGAGGCUUGUUAUCCAGAGGAGCGCCUUGGAUGUCCUACUGGACUCCAGGGAGAGGGAGAGCCAGGAGAAGUCUUUGUUGGAGAAACAGAAAGAGUUUACAGAGAAGUUGGAGGAAGUGUGUGAUAAUCUCACCCUGACAGAAAACCAUCUGAUGGGUCAUCAGCAGCAGUCUGGAAACGCUGAGUGUGUCACAGACCUGCAGCAGUACCAGCAGGAGCACCAGGCUCUGCAAAAAGACGUAUUGACAAACGCCAGUGCCUUGAACGAGGUCAUCACCAGCACUAAAAAGUUUCUGGAGGAAAACCGGAGCAAGCUGACGCCAGAUCAAAUCGCCAGCAUUGAGGGCAAGUUGGAAGAGGCUAAAAGCAAAGCCAAGGUCAUCAACCAGCGGGCGGAGGAGUCCAGGAAAGAUCUGGAGAAGGUUGUUACCACCGCCAUAAAACAGGAGAGUGAAAAGGCAGCAGCUGUUGAGCGGCUUGAAGAAAGUAAGAACAAAAUCGAAGGUCUCCUGGAUUGGAUAUCAAACAUAGGGAAUGAAAACGAGAGCGGUGUGGAUCAAACUGACCAUAUAAGUAAAGAGAAUGGAAACCUGCCAGAAGAAACUUCAGCCACAGGACUGAUAGGAGAGGACGACGAUGCCAAUGGAAACGCUUUACAGACCACCGAAAAGGAUUUUGGCAGAGAAACCAGCGAGAAGAAAGACGCCUCCCUGGAGCUCGAUAAGCAGUAUGACAGGGUCAAGGCCCGUCAUCAGGAGAUCCUGUCUCAGCAGCAGGACCUGAUCAUGGCCACCCAGUCAGCUCAAGCUCUGCUCGACAAGCAGGCCAACGUGCUGUCUCCAGAGGAGAAGGAGAAACUGCAGAAGAACAUCCAGGAGCUGAAGGGGCGCUACGACGCCUCGCUGACGCAGGCCGAGCAGCAGAUGAAGCAGGUGCAGAGCGUCCAGGAGGAGCUGAAGAAGUUCCAAGGAGACUGUGAGGAGUUUGUUGGCUGGUUGGACCAGGCGGAGGGAGAGAUGGAGGAGCUGGGCGCUCCUGCAAGCUCCCUCAAUAUCCUCAGUGAUAAACUCCAGCGACAGAAAAGCUACUCAGAAGAUGUGAUUUCCCACAAGGGGGACCUUCGCUUCAUCACCAUGUCAGGACAGAAAGUGCUGGACGUGGCUAACGCCUGUGGAUUGGCCGACUCUGCGGCUAAGAACGCUCUGCUGGACGUGGAUACUUCAGGGACCUGUGCUGCUGUCAAGGACAAGUUGGAUUCAGCAGCCAGCCGAUACAAAACACUACAUUCACAGUGCAAUCAGCUCGGCAACAACCUCAAAGAUGUGGUCGACAAAUACAAGAAAUACGACGACUCGAGCGCUGGUCUCUUGACGUGGCUCAACAGCUCAGAGGAGGAGGCGAGGAAGCAGCAAUCGGAGGCCAUAGCAGCUGACCCACAGACACUACAGAAACAACUGGAGGAGACCAAGGCCCUACAAGGUCAGAUGACGGGACAUCAGACUGCUAUUGACACACUUCGCAAAGCAGCUGAGUCUUUGGUAACAUCUGAAGGAGACCUGCUGACCAACUCAGACGACAUCCAGGAGACAGUCGAUGACAUAGUCGAGCGCUACGACAACCUGUCCAAGUCUGUGAGUGAUCGAAAUGAGAAGCUGCAGAUCACCCUGACUCGCUCCAUGAGUGUCCAGGAUGGUUUGGAUGAGAUGAUGGGAUGGAUGGAGGGAGUGGAGGCCAGUGUGAAAGAGAAAGGACAAAUCCCCCUGGACUCUGCGUCCAUUGGAGAUGUCCUCAGCAAAGAAGUGGCGUUAGAGCAGGACAUAGCAAGUCGCCAGAGCAGCAUCUCCACCAUGAAAGCCAAGGUGAAGAAGUUCGUGGAGACGGCAGAUCCCUCUGCCGCUGCGCUUCUGCAGUCUCAGAUGGAUGCCCUCUCACAGCGCUUCUCUGAUACCUGUGACAAGCACAAGCAAAAAGUCUCCCAGCUGGAGCAACUGAAGGAAAAGGUGGAGCAGUUUGAGAAGGUCGCAGAUAAAGUUCAGCAGUUUGUUGUGAAGCGCUCACAAGAUCUACAUGAGACAGACGGGCCGGGGAAAACUUUCAAUGAACUGUCUCAGCUAAUGCAGAACACUAAAGCGGAGAUGGCUGAACACGCCGGUGAUUUGGAGAAGCUGCAGACUCUGUCCAAGGAGCUGUCUGAAAUAAGCCCCGAUGGAAACAAAGCACAGAUCCAGAGCAAGAUGGACAAUCUCUCCAAUAUUUUCAGCACGUUCAAAGACACUGUCAAAGAAAAGGAAGAGGAGGUAUCAUCCUGUCAGGACCAGCUGGGAGAGUUCAGAUCUGCAGCAGGCACUCUCACGAAGUGGCUGGAGCAGACCAACGAGAAAGUGCCUGCGGUUCAGCCGAGCAGCAGUGUGAAGAGUCUGGAGAAGGACCUGCAGAUAGUCACUGGAUUAUUAGACGAGUGGACGUCCAAAGACCCUGCUGUCCAAGACCUGAACAGUAAAGGAUCAGCGCUAUGCAGCCUCAUGACUUUCCUCACAUCCCCCGCCAAGACAAAGACCCCUAACAAGUCAGCUCUUACUAAUGGUGGUGGUCCAGCGAGCCAUUCCUACCUAACCAAUAAAGAGCUGAUGGUGAUUCAGCAGAACGUGUCAUUCGUCAACGAGGGUUACUCGACCCUCGGGGCGACGCUGAAGAGCCGAGCGGAAGAGCUGAGUAGUUCGGUGCAGGAGGUGAAGGAGGCCCAAAAGGAGACGGACAACAUGAUGACAUGGCUGGAGGACAAGAAAAAGACUGCAGCGUCCUGGAACAAUGCAGCCACAGAGAAAGAUUCAGUGAAAACACAGCUUGAACAGCAGAAGGUAUUUGAGGAUGACAUGAAGCAAAAACAGGAGCAGCUCCAGAAGCUCAGAGAGACGCUCCUCAACUUGAUUAAGACUCAUCCGAACUCCCCCGAGGCUGCAAAAUGGAAACAGAUGCUGGCAGAAAUAGAUGCUGCUUGGGCAGAUAUCAGCGGCUCUGUGGAGGAGAGGAAGCAGCACCUGGAGCAGUCCAACAAGAACCUGGACAUCUUCCAGACAACCGAGGUGCAGCUCGGUCAGUGGCUUUCAGAGAAAGAGCUGAUGAUGAGUGUCCUCGGACCCCUCUCCAUAGACCCCAACAUGCUUAAAAUGCAGAAGCAGCAAGUUCAGAUCCUCCAGAACGAAUUUAAGAGCCGCAAACCUCAGUAUGAGCAACUGGAGGAAGCUGCCUCUGCCAUCCUGAGCUCCUCAGGCAACCAGGACCCCUCGAGUGGGAAGCUGGUGAGGGAGCAGCUCGCUGCCGUCACCCAGAAGUGGCAAGGCCUCACGGGACAGCUGGACCAGCGAGACGGCCUCAUCGACCAGGCCGCAGUGAAGACGGGUCAGUUUCAGGAGCUACUCAGGAGUGUCAGUCAGACCGCCACUCAGCUGGAGAAUCAGCUCACCAACCACCAGGGCCACAGCACCCAGCCCGAUGCUGUGAAGAAGCAGCUGGAGGACGUCCAGAACAUCUCGGCGCAGCUGAGGGACGAGAGGAAGAAGCUGAAGGAGGCUGAGGCCAUCAACACGGAGCUCACAGCGAUGGUGACUGAGGACUAUCUCAAAGCAGACUUGGCCAGGCAGCUGGAGAGCGUCAGCAAGCCUUUCAGACAGCUGGAAGAGAAAGCAGCAAAACGGGUCGAGCAGCUCAACUCAACCUUUGCCAGCUCUCAGCAGUUCCAUCAGACCUCCAAAGACUUCCAGUCGUGGCUGGGUGAGAAGCUCCAGGACCAGUCCAAGCCCCAGCCUAUCUCCGCCAAAGUGGACGUCCUACAACAAUCCCUGGAGGAGCACAGUAAACUCCAGAAGGCUCUCAGUGAGCAAGAGGAAGCUUAUAACUCCAUCUCUGGGGAAGGGGAGAUGCUCCUGCAGAACACUGAUGGGGCAGAAAAGUUGGCGCUACAAGGGCAGCUCACGACGCUCUCUUCCAACUGGGAGGAGGUGAAGAAGAGCGCCGUGGAGCAAGCUGACAAACUCCAGUCGGCUCUGCAGAAAUCUCUCAAGUAUCAGGAGCAUGCGGAGAAGCUCAGCUCCUGGAUUCAAGAAUGUGAAGCCAGCGAGGGCCGAGUCAAACUCACCGCUGAUCCGGUUGCUGUGGAGAGCUCAAUUUCUCAGGUGAAAGUUCUCCAGAAGGACGUCGACAAGCACAGGGGGAUGGUGGAGCAGCUCAACACGGCGGCAGAUAGCCUCCUCGAGGUGGCCAACGCAGACACUGACGCUAUCAAAGAGGAGAAGGAUAGCAUUGGCAAAAGAGUGGACAAUGUAGUGGAAGGACUGCAGAGCAAAAGGGAUUCCCUGGAGAAGAUCUCACACACAGUUAAGGAGUUUAAUGACGCCUAUAAAGAAGCAAACAGUCAACUUGAGGGGGCUAAGAAGCAGGUGGAUACCUAUGAGUCACAGGGAGUGCAGGCACACAGCAACAAGAACCUGACCAACAUGAAAGCCCAACAUAAGAGUUUAGAGGGAGUGCAGAACCAAGUAGAGCACCUGAAGACGUUGGCCAAGGACCUCGUGGUUGAUGUCCCAGAUGCCGAUGGAGUGACAGACCUCUUACUGCAGGCUGACAGCAUGGAAAAAGACUACAGCACCCUUAACAAGAAGCUAGAGGAGACGUGCCAAGUGUUGGAGGGUAAACUGCAGGGUAUCGGGCAGUUCCAAAACCGCAUCCGUGAGAUGUAUACCUGUUUCACAGACCUGGACGACGAACUGGACAGCAUGGCGCCCGUGGAUCUUGACUUAGCCACUCUUAAAGAGCAGCAGGACGGCAUUCAGAGCUUCGUGUCUAAGCUGCAAGAGCUGACGGCCAACACGGCCAAUGCCAGAGACAGCUGUAAGAAGAUGCUAGAGACUGAGACCUCACCUGACCUGUUGGGCGUGAAGAGAGAUCUGGAUGCUCUGAGCAAGCAGUGCGGUAAACUGUUGGAUCGAGCUAAAGGCAGAGAGGUGCAGGUGCAGAGCACGCUUACCAAACUGGAGGAGCUGUACGGUAAACUCCACCAAGCAGAUGAUCAUCUCGGCAGAGCGGUGGGCAAGGAGGCGUCGCAGGAGGCAGUUGGCAUGGAGACAGAUGUCAUCAACCAACAGCUAGAGGCCUUUAAGGCUUUCCAGAAAGAGGACAUUGAUCCGUUGCAGGCGCAGCUUCAAGACAUCGGCUCCCUCGGCCAGAGCCUGAUCCAAAACGCUGCCAAAGGCACCAGCACCAGGAAGCUCGAGGAUGAUCUGGAGGAGGUCAACACCAAGUGGAAUACCCUCAAUAAAAAGAUUGCUGAGCGUUCAGCCCAGCUGCACGAAGCCCUGUUGCAUUGUGGGCGGUUCCAGGAUGCUCUGGAGUCAUUGCUCAGCUGGUUGACUGACACCGAGGAGCUGGUGGCCAAUCAAAAACCUCCGUCUGCAGAGUUCAAAGUGGUCAAAGCGCAGAUACAAGAGCAGAAACUCUUACAGAGACUGCUGGAUGACAGAAAGCCGACAGUGGAGCUGAUAAAAAAAGAGGGAGAGAAGGUUGCAGAACUGGCAGAGUCUGUGGAUAAAGACAAGGUUGCAAAAGAGAUCGAAUGCCUGGGGCAGAGGUGGGACGCUCUGCUCAAAAAGGCUGAAAACAGGCACAAGCAACUAGAGAGCAUCUUAGUGGUCACUCAGCAGUUCCACGAGACGCUGGAGCCCCUGAGCGAGUGGCUCGCCGCUACGGAGAAACACCUCGCCAACUCCGAGCCCAUCGGCACCGAGACGUCUAAGCUGGAAGACCAGAUCUCUCAGCAUAAGGCCUUAGAGGAGGAGAUAAUGAAUCACAGUAAAGACCUGUUACAGGCCGUCAGCCUGGGUCAGAUGCUCAAAAGUGUGAGCUCAGUGGACGAAAAGGAGUUUGUACAGUCCAAACUGGACGCCACCCAGGCCAGUUACAUAGAGCUCCAGGAGCGAUGCAGGAGGAAAGCGGAGAUGCUGCAGCAGGCUCAGGCAAACGCCCAGCUGUUUGGAGAGGACGAAGUGGCCCUCAUGAACUGGCUCAACGAGGUGCACCCGAGGCUGAGCGAAGUGUCCGCUGAGGACUACAAAAUAGAUGUUCUUGAAAAGCAGCUGGCGGACCAACGGGCGCUACAAAGUGAUAUUGAGUUGAGGAAGAAGAAUGUUGACCAAGCCGUCUCUAAUGGGAUGGAGCUGCUGAAGCAAACAACAGGUGAUGAGGUGGUUGUUAUCCAAGGCAAACUGGACGGAAUAAAAACAAAGUACGCUGAGAUCAACUCUAUGAGUGAUGGCGUUUUGAAGACAUUGGAGCGGGUCUUGAGUCUCUCCGCUAAGCUGCAGCAUACCCAUGAGGACCUGAGCUCCUGGCUGGAGAACGUAGAGGCUGAGGUCAGCGCUUUUGCUGAUCAGGAGCCAGUGGGCGAGCAGCUCAUUCAUGCACAAAGCAGGCAGAAGGCCUUGUUGAAGGAGAGCAAAGAGCAAAAACCUGUGAUGGACAAGCUGAAUGAGUUGAGCAGCUCUCUCUUGGAUCUGAUCCCCUGGCACACUCGUGAGGGUCUGGACAAGCUGGUGACUGAGGAUAAUGAGCGGUACAGAGCCGUCUGCGACACCGUCACCCAGCAGGUCGACCGGAUCAACGCUGACAUACUAAAGUCACAGCAGUUUGAACAGGCUGCAGACGCUGAACUCUCCUGGCUGACAGACGCUGAGAGGAAGUUGCUGUCGAUGGGCAACAUCAGGCUGGAGCAGGACCAAACCACAGCCCAGCUCCAAGCACAGAAGAUCUUCUCCAUGGACAUCAUGAGGCACAAAGAUGCCGUGGAUGAUAUCAUCAAAACAGGAGAGGCCAUUAUGAACAGCAAAAACCCUGAGGAGAAAGAAAUCUUGAAGGCCCGGACCCAGACUCUCUUGGAGAAGUACGGCACUGUCAGUCAGCUGAACUCGGAGCGCUGUCUGCAGCUGGAGCGAGCCCAGUCUCUGGCCAGUCAGUUCUGGGAGACCCAUGAGGAGAUGUGGCCGUGGCUUCAGGAAACCUUGAGCGCCUUCAGCCAGCUGCCGCUACCCUCCAUCGAGUAUGAAAAACUCCGACAGCAGCAAGAGGAGCUCAGGCAAAUGCGAGAGCUGAUUUCCGAACACAAGCCCCACAUCGACAAGAUGAAUAAGACGGGUCCUCAGCUGCUUGAGCUCAGCCCGGUGGAGGGAGAGCCCAUCAGAGAGAAGUACACCGUUACAGACCAACUUUACACCAAACUCAAGGCUGAUGUCAAGGAGAGAGCUGCGACUCUGGAUGAGGCCAUCUCCAAAUCCACCCAGUUCCAUGACAAAAUUGACCCGAUGUUGGAAUCCCUCGAACGGAUCGCUGAACGCCUGCGGCAGCCUCCGUCCAUCUCGGUGGAGGUGGAAAAGAUCAGGGAGCAGAUUAGUGAAAAUAAAGCCGUCUCUGUGGAUUUGGAGAAGCUGCAGCCCUCUUAUGAGACACUGAAGCAGCGAGGGGAGGAGAUGAUCGCACGAUCUGAAGGACCAGAUAAGGACAUAUCUGCCAAAGUUGUACAAGACAAACUGGACCAGAUGGUGUUCCUGUGGAACGACAUCCAGGCCUUACAUGAGGAGCGGGAGGUGAAGCUGCUGGAUGUCAUGGACCUGGCAGACAAGUUCUGGUGUGACCACUGUGCUCUCAUUGCCACCAUCAAAGACAGCCAGGACCUGCUGAGAGAGCUGGAGGAGCCCGGAGUCGAUCCUUCAGUCGUCAAACAGCAGCAAGAGUUUGUCGAGGGAUUUAAGGAGGAGAUCGAUGGGCUGCAAGAAGAGCUCGAAGUGGUUCAAAACCAGGGUGCAGAGCUGAUGACGGCCUGCGGGGAACCUGAUAAACCUGUGAUAAAGAAAAGCCUUGAUGAGGUGAACUCAGCGUGGGAAAAUCUCAAUAAGACCUGGAAGGAGAGAGUAGAACGGCUGGAAGAAGCCAUGCAGGCUGCUGUGCAGUUUCAAGACGGCCUGCAGGGUAUGUUUGACUGGGUGGAUAUUCUGGAGGGCAAACUGGAUUCAAUGUCGCCCGUCGGCACAGACCUGGAAACUGUCAAGCAGCAGAUUGUAGAACUCAAGGAGUUCAAAGGUGAGGCGUACCAGCUGCAGAUCGAGAUGGAGCGCCUGAACCACCAGGCGGGCCUCCUGCUGAAGAAGGUGACGGAGGAGGCCGAUCGCUGUGCCAUCCAGGAGCCGAUGUCCGAGCUCAAGAUGCUCUGGGACAACCUGGAUGAGAAGAUCAUCGGCCGACAGCACAAACUGGAGGGAGGUCUCCUGGCUCUGGGCCAGUUCCAGCACGCACUGGACGAGCUGCUGGCCUGGAUGAGCCACACCGAGGAGCUGCUCAAUGACCAGAGGAAGGCUGGAGGAGACCCCAAAGCCGUCGAGAUAGAACUCGCUAAGCAUCAUGUUCUCCAGAAUGACGUGUUGGCUCAUAAGGCGACAGUCGAGACGGUCAACAAGGCCGGUAAAGAUCUGGUGGAGUCCAGCGCUGGAGAGGAAGCUUCCAGUCUGCAAAGCAAAUUGGAGAACCUGAACCAGCGGUGGAAAGCCAUCCUGGAGAAAUCAGGGCAGAGGAAGCAACAACUAGAAGGCGCUCUGCUUCAGGCCCAAGGUUUCCAUGGCGAGAUAGAAGAUAUGCAGCAAUGGCUGAAAGACACAGAACGUCAGCUGUUGGCAUCAAAGGCUGUGGGAGGCUUACCAGACACGGCCCGGGAGCAGCUUAACGCCCAUCUGGAGUUGUGUUCUGCCUUCGAGGUAAAGGAGGAGCUGUAUCAGGAGCUGAUGAACAAGGGUCACCAGCUGCUCGCCAUUACACCCGAGGGUCCUGACAGCAACACGGAGCAGGACCUCGCCAACCUGAAGGACAAAUGGGAAGCGGUGCAGGGGAAGGUCGCUGAGAGAAAGGUGAAACUAGAGGAAGCCUUGACGCUGGCCACGGAUUUCCACAACUCUCUGCAGGACUUCAUCAACUGGCUCACCCAAGCAGAGCAGACGCUGAACAUGGUUUCUCCCGCCUCCCUCAUACUGGACACCAUCAUGUUUCAGAUUGAUGAACAUAAGGUGUUUGUGACGGAGGUGAACUCCCACAGGGAACACAUCAUUGACCUGGACAAGACAGGAACACAUCUGAAGUACUUCAGCCAGAAACAGGAUGUGGUCCUGAUCAAGAACCUGCUGCUGAGCGUGCAGGGCCGCUGGGAGAAGCUGGUGCAGCGGUCCGUUGAGCGAGGUCGCCUGCUGGACGACGCCAGGAAGAGGGCGAAACAGUUCCAUGAAUCUUGGAAUAAGCUGAUGGAGUGGCUGGACGAGUCGGAGAAGACUCUGGACUCAGAAGUGGAAAUCGCCAACGAUCCGGACAAAAUCAAGACGCAGCUGGUGCAGCACAAGGAGUUCCAAAAAGCCGUGGGCAGCAAACACUCAGUGUACGACACCACCAUUCGAACAGGGCGGGCCCUGAAAGACAAGACCUCCCUCCAGGAUGAUAAUCAGAAGCUGGACGACAACCUGAGUGAACUGAGGGACAAAUGGGACACCGUUUGUGGCAAGUCAGUAGAAAGACAAAACAAGCUGGAGGAGGCCCUGUUGUUCUCCGGCCAGUUUACAGACGCUCUCCAGGCUCUCAUUGACUGGCUUUACAGAGUGGAGCCUCAGCUGGCUGAGGACCAGCCCGUACACGGAGACAUAGACCUGGUUCUCAACCUGAUAGACAACCACAAGGUUUUCCAGAAGGAGUUGGGAAAGAGGACAGUAAGCGUUCAAGCCCUUAAACGUUCAGCCAAGGAGCUGAUCGAAAGCAGUCACGACGACUCGUCCUGGGUCAAAGUCCAGAUGCAGGAGCUGAGCACUCGCUGGGAGACGGUGUGCAACCUCUCGGUGUCCAAACAGGCCCGGCUGGAGCAGGCCCUGUGUCAGGCUGAGGAGUUUCACUCGACGGUUCACAUCCUACUGGAGUGGCUGGCUGAGGCGGAGCAGAGUUUGCGUUUCCAUGGCAGCCUGCCUGAUGAUGAGGAGGCUCUGCAGGCGCUUAUUGAACAACACAAGGAGUUCAUGAAGAAACUGGAGGAGAAGCGUGUGGCUCUAAAUAAAGCAACAAGUUUGGGGGAGGCUAUUCUGGUCAUCUGCCAUCCAGACUCCAUCACAACCAUCAAACACUGGAACACCAUCAUUAAAGCCCGGCUCGAAGAGGUGCAGGCUUGGGCCAGGCAGCACCAGCAGCGACUGGCCACGGCUCUCACUGAGCUAUUGGCCACUCAGGAGCUGCUGGAGAAUCUGCUGACGUGGCUGCAGUGGGCCGAGACCAACCUCAACGAUAAGGACAAGGAGCAGCUGCCGCAGGAGCUCGAGGAAGUCAAAAGCCUCAUAGCAGAACACCAGGCAUUCAUGGAGGAAAUGACCAGGAAGCAACCAGAUGUUGAUACAAUCACCAAGACACACAAAAGGAAGGCUGCUGUGGAGCCCCCAGUCCAGUCACACAUCCCUGUGCUUGACAAAGGAAGACCUGGAAGAAAGCGUUCCCCCACACAAACGAUGUAUGCGUCAGCAACACAACCUCCCAUUGAAACCAAGAACCCGCGGGUUAACCUGCUGGUCACCAAGUGGCAGCACGUGUGGCUGCUGGCUUUGGACAGAAGGAGGAAACUCAAUGAUGCCUUGGACAGACUGGAGGAGCUGAAGGAAUUUGCCAACUUCGAUUUUGAUGUGUGGCGGAAGCGCUACAUGCGCUGGAUGAACCAUAAAAAGUCUCGUGUCAUGGAUUUCUUCCGCCGCAUUGACAAAGAUCAAGAUGGCAAAGUGACCCGACAGGAGUUCAUAGAGGGCAUCCUCUCCUCCAAAUUCCCCACCAGUCGUCUGGAGAUGAGCGCUGUGGCAGACAUAUUUGACAGAGACGGUGACGGCUACAUUGACUACUAUGAGUUUGUGGCAGCUCUUCAUCCUAACAAGGACGCUUACAAACCACUAACAGAUGCUGACAAAAUUGAAGAUGAGGUUACUCGACAAGUAGCAAAAUGCAAAUGUACAAAACGAUUCCAAGUGGAGCAAAUUGGUGCCAACAAAUACCGGUUCUACCUUGGAAACCAGUUUGGUCUGGUUCACUGCUUACAUGACUCCUUACUCGGCGAUGAGACAAUAGCAAACAGGGAAAAUCAAAAUCUUACCCCCCACCUACACGUUGCCGUUUUGGAAAGCUGUAUUCUGUUUGGAGACUCUCAGCAGCUUCGUCUAGUGCGUAUCUUACGCAGCACUGUGAUGGUGCGGGUGGGAGGAGGCUGGAUGGCUCUGGAUGAGUUCCUGGUGAAGAACGACCCCUGUCGAGUUCAUCACCACGGGAGCAAAAUGUUGCGCUCGGAAUCAAACUCUUCAAUUACUCAGUCUCCUAUAGGUUGGCAAGUCUCAAACUUACUCACCUUGCUCCAUGAACCCACCUGUGCUAAAGGCAGGACCAACAUGGAGCUACGAGAGAAGUUCAUCCUCCCGGAGGGAACCACUCAGGUGAUGGCGAGCUUCCGCUACCGAGGCCGGAGAUCACGGCCGUCGUCCAGAGGAGCUUCUCCUAACAGAUCCACCUCCAGUCAGAGCUGUGUGGUCCCAUCAAACCCACCAGCGACCAGUACGCCCAAGACACAACACAUAACCCGCAAUUAUGAUAAACCCUGGCUUACAAACAGCAAACCCUCCACUCCUCUUAAAUCAUCAGACUCCUUUGGGAGCCAAGGUUCAUCCUCAGAGAGUACACCAGUUCAAGGCAGCAAAUUACGUCUUCCUGGAUACUUGUCAGGCAAAGGAUUUCAGUCUGGUGAGGAGGGAACCUUGAUCAGCACUGCUGUACUGAAAGCCCGAACGACGAUAGGUGAGUCGAGAAAAAUUUCCAGCCGACCUGGAAGUAAAGCAGGAAGCAGAGGGAGCAGUCGCAGAGGAAGUGACGCCUCUGACUUUGACAUCUCAGACAUCGCGUCUGUGUGCUCGGACGUGUCCGAUGCGGUCGGGGACUCGACCCGAGCGACGCCGCGCUCCGCGUCCCGUCAGCACGGAGGGAAAGCCUCCAAGAUCCCCACUCCUCAGAGGAGAUCCACUCCCACAAGCAAACUGGCCAAGGGAUCCAAGCGAUAGUCAGUGGCCUUGAAAACAAACAACCAAGGAGCUAGUUGCACCCUAAACGGACACUGGAGAUAUCUAACUUAAAAAGACUGCAAAUGUGUUGAGUGUUAUUUAAAUUGUUGCGAAGAUGUAAAAUAUUCAGUUGAGAGGCAAUAUGGUUUAAUAUUAUGUGUGAAUGGAAUGUUAAUGGCCUUGUGCAUUUGUUUUUAAUGUAUUUUAUUUUUUGUGAAAAAUGUCAAAUUGUUUUUAUCGUACCUUAUUUUAUUGAACCUGUAGAGGUUUGACGAACACUAGAAAAAACCCGGGAAUGACUACGUUGUACCGUUAGCUAACAUUUCUAAACACACUAAUGAAGGGCAAUGCGUGGGAUAGCGCUGUGAGAGUUACUGAAUGUACUGUAAUUUAUGUUUGCUGAUGUUUGGAGUAGAUGGUGCAUUAUGGUACCAUUUGACGCACUGCAUUUAUCUAUUUAAGUGCUAUGAUAUACUGCCAACAUGCAUUUAAAGGGCAAUGCAAUAUACUACAAUAAACCCCAGUAAGCACUGCAGAAACCUUUGAAAAACACUAUUUAAGGCAAGUAGCAGAAACCUCGUAAUCAUGAAGCUUUUAAGUCCUGUUUGUUUGUGAGCAGCUGCAGUCCCUGUUUCGUUUGACCACUUCACAGCAUUGACCUCGAAGAGGUGCCACUCCAUGUAGACAUUCUCUUGUGCAUCCAUGUCGAUGUCUGGUUAAUUUCGGUAGAGCUGAAAUUGUCACUGUAACAUUACUUUGUAAUAAACCUGCUUGCAGAAAGUCACCAGAGGCUGGUGUGGACCACA
This is a messenger RNA of Sebastes umbrosus (honeycomb rockfish), 23221 nucleotides long. It is a transcript of the gene dst, whose product is annotated as dystonin. The coding region runs from base 216 to 22415 and encodes 7399 amino acids. The record is from RefSeq and is a predicted model, not a curated record. Gene Ontology annotation, biological process: cytoplasmic microtubule organization; intermediate filament cytoskeleton organization; wound healing. Lineage: Eukaryota; Metazoa; Chordata; Actinopteri; Perciformes; Sebastidae. Gene Ontology annotation, molecular function: structural molecule activity; calcium ion binding; microtubule binding. Gene Ontology annotation, cellular component: hemidesmosome; membrane; intermediate filament. The transcript is spliced from 105 exons.